UAACAACGGCGUCGGUCGAAACCCUGGGGGCUGCAGGGGGCGUUUUCUAUCCCUCUUUCCUGGUUUUGUCUGGGGGUUGGAGGAGACGAGCUCGUCUGUACGCACUUCACGGCGCUUCCGUCGGUUUCCUUCAGAAACUUGGAAACUGCAGGCGAUGGACGAACACUAAAAGCGCCUCGCACCCCUUUCCGUCUCUUCCUUUCCCUUCAUACCACCCUUUCCUCGAAGGCGUCGCGUUUACCGAAACGAGAAGCAUCACCAUGAGCGUGCUGCCCCCUGUGCGGAAAGACCGCGUGAUCGGCCGGCUUCCCAAGUGCUUCAGUAAAGGCGCCGCUCUGAACACAGAGGACGAGUUCCAGGGCAAGGUGAAGACGGCCUGCCAGCAGCAGAGGACGGGAACUGUGGGUAGGUUUAAGAUCUCCAAGGUCAUUGUAGUGGGCGAUCUGGCGGUGGGGAAGACCUGUUUGAUCAACAGAUUUUGUAAAGACGUCUUUGACAAAAAUUACAAGGCCACCAUUGGCGUGGACUUUGAAAUGGAGAGGUUUGAAGUUCUCGGGGUCCCUUUUAGCUUACAGCUGUGGGACACUGCGGGACAAGAGAGGUUUAAAUGCAUUGCCUCUACGUACUACAGAGGAGCUCAAGCUGUAAUCAUUGUGUUUGAUCUGACUGAUGUGGCUUCGCUGGAGCAUACAAGGCAAUGGCUGGAGGACGCAAUGAAAGAGAAUGAUCCUACCAGUGUAUUACUCUUCUUGGUUGGCACAAAGAAAGAUCUGAGUUCUCCUGCACAGUAUACACUGAUUGAGCAGGAUGCCAUUAAACUGGCAGAUCAGAUGAAAGCAGAGUACUGGGCUGUGUCUGCUUUGUCUGGGGAGAAUGUGAGAGAGUUUUUCUUCAGAGUGGCAUCUUUAACAUUUGAGGCCAAUGUUCUGGCAGAACUGGAGAAAAGUGGAUCCAGACGUAUUGGAGAAGUUGUUCGUAAGUGCAUUAAAGAUCACCAAAAGUUGCUGAAAAAUGUACUCACCUUCAGACCAUCCGAGAUGCGGACGGGUUUCGGGGAGCAGCGCUCACCAGUGGAUCCUUCGGAGUGAAUGGGUGCCGUCGGAAUGAGACACAGCUGAUAAAAACAUCACAGCAUUAUGACGGCACCCAUUCACUGCAGAGUAGCUAAUGUAAUGCUACAUUUCUCCAAAUCUCGUUAAAUUGAACAAAAAAACUCAUCUGCAUCCCGGAUGGCCUGUAGAACAAUAUACUUUCAGCCAUAUUUCAUUUUCAUUUUUUCAUCGACGUUAUUUAAUCCACUGGAAUUUUAUUGCAUGAUGAAAAAAAAGGUAAUUAGAUUAUUAUUUCCCCUGCCUGAAUGUGAACUGAAUUUAUUAAAAGAGAAAAAUCAUUACAGAGUCAGACAUUAUUACAUAUGAAAAGAUAACGAAGCAGUGAUUUUCUGUAGAAUACGAUGCACAGAUGAACAAUACAUAGUUAUAAACUUCUUAUUUAAUGCAAUGAAACUUUUUUUUCUCCUCACAGAAAUCAACAGCAACUCAAAUAACCUGUAUGCAACUUCUAAGAAGAAACAGACCAACUGUUGUCAGUAAAGAGCGGUCAUGUGAAAAUGCAAUCGUUUGCACCAGCAUAUAAUGGUACCAAAGGAAAACACACACACGGAUGUACUAUGCACGUACGUAGGGAGAGUCUACAUGAGAACAGAUGCACAAUAUUUCAACUAUGAGACUGUAGAGAGCAGCGUUUUUUAUAUUUAUAGAGUGUAACUGAAUAUCUGCUGCAUGAAAGAAAACAUUCCUUGAUGGGAAUCCCGUAAAGAGCUCUAUGCACAAUCAUCAUCAGUGAUUAUUAUACUGUGCUAAUUAAAAGUAAUAUUUUUAUUUGGCAUUUUGCUCAGUUUACAUUCAGUAGUGAUUUUAAAAGCUACACAGGAGUAUCACGCACGAGUUGCACAAAAAGCAAUAAACAGCGAUAAAUAUAUUUUUCUAUAUCUAUAUCCUGUUUAUUAAAAGGGUCGUUUUCCUUGAACUUUUAUAGAUUUU
Messenger RNA from Puntigrus tetrazona (Sumatra barb), 2042 nucleotides. RefSeq names its product RAB34, member RAS oncogene family a (gene rab34a). Gene Ontology annotation, molecular function: GTP binding; GTPase activity. Gene Ontology annotation, biological process: endocytosis; phagosome-lysosome fusion. NCBI's taxonomy places the organism in Eukaryota, Metazoa, Chordata, Actinopteri, Cypriniformes, Cyprinidae. Bases 261 to 1088 code for a protein of 275 amino acids. The transcript is spliced from 10 exons. The record is from RefSeq and is a predicted model, not a curated record.